CUUGUUGUCGAGUCGACCUUUCAGAGUUGCCGUUUUACUGUGUAAAUGUAGAGUUUCGGUAUUGUUGGAGCUUAGUGUACAUGAGCCAGGGGGCUGAGCAUCAUUCUUACUGUACAGCGACUGCGCACUAAACUAUACACUGAUUUUCUGGUUUCGGACGUCGCUUUUAGAGGAAAUUCACUUCAGCUGUUCUUUAUUUAAAAGUAUAUCUUAUCCCACCUUGUGUUGUGCUGACAUAUCUAAGUAUUUCCGUGAAGUUUUAAUGUUGUUUGUUUGUGGAUUUAACGCCCUUUCCCCCCCCCAGAGUCAUGUCAGGAUUUCUGGACGGAAUCCGGUGCGGAGACUGUGAGUGUAAUGUGGACUGGGGCGAGAGAAGAAACACCAUCGCAUCUGUAGCUGCUGGAGUUCUGUUCUUCACUGGUUGGUGGAUCAUCAUCGAUGCAGCAGUGAAAUAUCCUCUAGAGGGAGAUUUUCACCAUGCCUAUCACACAUGUGGAGUCAUAGCUACGGUGGCAUUCCUCAUGAUAAAUGCGGUUUCAAAUGGACAGGUGAGAGGAGACAGCUACAGUGAAGGCUGCAUGGGACAGACAGGCGCUCGAGUGUGGCUCUUCAUUGGCUUCAUGCUGGCUUUUGGCUCACUCAUUGCCUCCAUGUGGAUCCUGUUUGGAGGAUUCGUAGUGCCUGCGAACAAGCCUGUCUACCCUGGUAUUGCCAUUUUCUUCCAAAAUGCAUUCAUUUUCUUCGGGGGUUUGGUCUUUAAGUUUGGACGUACAGAGGAUCUUUGGCAGUAAUGGACUGUGUGUGUUGUUGUCCACGGUCACACACUCUGCUUUCUUUACUGUAUGAGACAGUAUGCUUCGGUGGUUAUAUUCUUUAUAUAUAAACUUUUU
Molecule: messenger RNA, 890 nt
Organism: Stegastes partitus (bicolor damselfish)
Lineage: Eukaryota; Metazoa; Chordata; Actinopteri; Pomacentridae
Gene: tmem50a
Product: transmembrane protein 50A
Exons: 6
Coding region: 309-791 (160 amino acids)
Source: RefSeq, a predicted model, not a curated record